Molecule: messenger RNA, 2672 nt
Organism: Nothoprocta perdicaria
Lineage: Eukaryota; Metazoa; Chordata; Aves; Tinamiformes; Tinamidae
Gene: DOK7
Product: docking protein 7
Exons: 11
Coding region: 40-2262 (740 amino acids)
Biological process (GO): neuromuscular junction development; positive regulation of protein tyrosine kinase activity
Molecular function (GO): protein kinase binding
Source: RefSeq, a predicted model, not a curated record
CAGCGAGCCGGGCGCAGCUGUCCGGAAUCAUGACUGAAGAUGACGGAUUCCGUGGUGGCGGAGGGUCACGUCAAGUUGAGAGAUGGAAAAAAGGUGCCCGCUCGCGGCGCCAGCCCGCUGCGGGCCGGCGUGGAGGGACCCUCGGCGGCGGCGCCGCCGCGGGAGCCCGCCCGGCCCCGGCUAACACUCUCCUUUUGCCUCUCGUUGCAGUGGAAGAGUAGGUGGCUGGUGCUGCGCAAGCCGUCCCCCGUGGCAGACUGUUUGCUCAUGCUGGUGUACAAGGAUAAAUCUGAACGAGCAAAAGGGCAUAAGGAGAGGAGCAGCGUGACCUUAGAAGACAUCUGUGGCUUGGAUCCUGGGCUCUCCUAUGAGGGCUUGAAUCAUACGCUUGCAAUCAUCUGCCUCUCUCAAGUUGUGAUGCUUGGAUUUGAGAACAAGGAAACAAUGUAUGCGUGGGAUGUACGAAUCCGCUACAGUUUGGGGGAAGUUCAUAGGUUUCAAGUUUUUGUAGCACCUGGUACUAAACUAGAGAGUGGGCCUGCUACGCUGCAUUUCUGCAACGACAUUUUCGUCCUUGUAAAAGACCUUCCUCCUAGCGUCAUGGGGCAGUGGAAGCUCUCGGAUCUGCGGCGAUACGGAGCUGUCCCAAAUGGAUUCAUCUUUGAAGGGGGUACCAGAUGUGGCUUCUGGGCUGGUGUUUUUUUCCUUUCCUGUGCUGAAGGAGAGCAGAUCAGCUUUCUGUUCGACUGCAUUGUCCGUGGCAUCUCCCCGACGAAAGGCCCUUUUGGUCUACGGCCAGUCCUACCAGAUCCAAGUACAAAUCCAGCCUAUUCGGAAGAGAGAUUGGCUCAUGAAGCUUUGCAGUUAGAGAAGCGCUUGAGCCUGCUGUCCCAUACCAGUCGCCAGGGCAGUGGAGGAGAUGAUAGAAGUAUUUCAAGCUCAUCUUCAGAUACCAGCCACUCGGAUGUUAGUGUUGGGAGCAGACUGACCAUUUGGCCUGAACAGUCUUCAGCCAGCACUUCUCAAGAGAGUCACGGACUGGCAGCUGCAAAGGGCAUCCAUCUGGGGGAAGAAAAGACCCACCCAGAAGGGGCACGUGGCCCCUCUAAACCUCCUCCAAAGCCUCUCCGAUCCAGACAGCUGCAGGAAAUUGGACGUCAGAGUUCUUCGGACAGUGGAAUAGCUACUGGUAGUCACUCUUCUUACUCUGGAAGUUUCUCUUCCUAUGCUGGGAGCUUGGACAUUUGCCACGGUGAGGAGUUUGGGUCGUUGCUAAGCCUGCCAUUGAACUUUCCUUCAGAUCAGAAUUUAUGUACUUGUCCUCACAGUGAGCCCCAGAGAGGAGCGGCCUCAGAGUAUCAGGUUCCCAGCUCUCUCAGACAUAUUUAUGAUAUCCCCAGGAGUUUGUUACAGGCAGCUGCCAAAGAUGCGCAGCCGAAGAGCGCCGAUUCCACGCAACCCAAGGACCAGCCCCUGGCACCUCAAGGCAUUAGUGACCCCAAACUGCUGCUGCCGCYCGCGGAAGUGCGAAGGGCACCUGAGCACAGCCAGGACAGAGGGAGGCCUUCAUCCUUGCUCUCUCAAAGCUCCAAGGACUCCAGUGAUGAGACAUAUGUGGAUUUUGUUACGAGGUGGUCAGACACAAAGCCCCAAGGACAGGUGCCCGACUCGAAAAGUAGUGAGUUGGCACCACCUAGUGGAGUCUCAGCUGACCCCUAUGACAUAUGUAGCCCCCACCCUGGGAUGACAAGAGCUCUUUUUUCAGCUUGUCCAGUCUGUGGUGGACUAAAGGGAACAGCAGUUUUACAGUCUGGAGUCUUACCAGCUCUACCAGGUGCUUCUUCUGUCAUGGCAGCUUCUGGGUCUCUGAAAGUGCAUAAAGGGCACCCUCUGCAAGCUGGUCCUAAAGGUGGCUGUGAGGUGCCAACACUUUCUGCAGAACCUGGAACUCCUACUAGCUCUGAGGAAUCUGAAGGUGCAGUAGGUUAUUCAGCUGACGUCCCUGCAUCAGAUCGACCCCACAGCGAGACAGCCACCUAUGUGAAUAUUCCUGUCAGUCCUACAUCCAAAAAACUGCUUCAUUACAUGGAACUGGAACUUCAAGAACCUACCACAAGCAUAAGAGGGAGCGGAUCAUCCCGCUAUGCUCAGAUAGACAUCGCGGCCACGGAGACAGCCCACAAGGUGGGAACGCAGCACGCGCAGUGCCGGGAGGAGCGACUGCAGGAGCUGGAGCAGAAGAAGAGAGGGGCUCAGCAGUGACCUGUCUGCAAAAGAACUCUUUGCUCACUGUAAAUUGGUACUAAUUUAACUUUCAGAAGUUUCGCCUUUAUUAUUAAAAAUAUGCUCAUCCAAAAGCUUUGUACCCAUUGCUUAUUGUAUUUACACCAGAUUCAUUCCAAUAUCUUGAUUCCUAAUUGGAGAGCUGGUAGCAUGAGGGGUGUGUGCGUGUGUGUGCUCCUCUUUUUCUUUUUUAAAUUUGGUUGUAAAGUCCAGAUUAUUUUUUCAUAUCUAAAGGUAUAAGUUACCAUUUUCUAUAGUUCCAAAAUCCUGGAAGAACCUGGAACCAAAUCUAGUGAUUAUUAAACUGAGGCAUUUUCUUUAAAGAUGAAGGAUUUGGAUGCGUGCAGAGAGCAUGCGAAUGUGUGAAUGUGUAUGUAUGUAUCUGUGUG